Molecule: messenger RNA, 523 nt
Organism: Meloidogyne enterolobii
Lineage: Eukaryota; Metazoa; Nematoda; Chromadorea; Rhabditida; Meloidogynidae
Source: the annotation of a GenBank genome assembly
AUGCUCAAUUAUUUAUUAAAAAAUAAUUAUCGUCGGUCAAAGACUUUACACAUUUGUCAUUCUUAUUUUUCAAUUCAAAAUGUGAAUAGAACAAUUUCAAGAACUUUAAAGUCUGUGGCUUUCAAGCCUUUACAAAUUGUCAAUUUUUGUGUAUUGCGUUGCUACAGAGGAUUUUUAAGGAUGCGAGCAUUGGUAAAUAUAUUUUAUUUUGUAAUUGGAGGUUUCCAAUUUUGGAGGGCCCGGUAUUAUGCUUAAUGUUACCUUUUUGGUCUAUUCCAGGGAUGUAACGGGGUGAAAAAAUGUUGGUUUUUGGAUUAGGGGUUUCGGACCAAUACGCCAAUGAAAGUCCAAUGUACAAUAAAAAAUUGCCAGUAGCAAAUUGGGUAAGGUAGGUCGAUUUCGGUAAGGUAGGUCGAUUUCGGAGGGCAGCUAGCAUGGGGUCUGCGCCAUAAUUUUGGCGUUUACUUAGGUGUUCCGAACUCAAAAUUUUUUUCCAUUUAUCUUUUUGGACGGUCAUAGUCAA